Messenger RNA from Melitaea cinxia (Glanville fritillary), 2664 nucleotides. It is a transcript of the gene nan, whose product is annotated as transient receptor potential cation channel subfamily V member 5. Bases 1 to 2592 code for a protein of 863 amino acids. Gene Ontology annotation, biological process: calcium ion import across plasma membrane. Gene Ontology annotation, cellular component: membrane. Gene Ontology annotation, molecular function: calcium channel activity; protein binding. The transcript has 16 exons. Lineage: Eukaryota; Metazoa; Arthropoda; Insecta; Lepidoptera; Nymphalidae. The record is from RefSeq and is a predicted model, not a curated record.
AUGGGUAAUACUGAGAGUAACGUAACAAGCGGUGUGAAGAAGCAAGCGGGUACGUCUGAUCAAAAACUUUACAAGUUUAUUGAUAUUAAAGGAGGCGGGCUUCUCGUAGAUAUGAUGAAAAGAGCAGUACAAAACAAACAAUAUGCAGAGAUAGACCACGCAAUCAAAACAAAAGUUGAACCCUUCCUUUACAACAAAGGGAAGGGUCGCUACAUACCGAUAUCGCACCUCGUCUUAUUGAGAAAUAAGGAACGACCUAGACAUAAAUUGUUACCUCCAUUACGAGGUAUGGAGAACCCAGAUGAAGAGUUCGACGUUGAAAAAGACUGGCCAAUCGUCACUCAAGAAGAAUAUGAUGCAAAUCCAAGUGCUUAUAGAGAACUGUGCUGGGAUCUUAAGGAACGUGGAGCAGUCGGAGAGACGAUACUUCAUCUUUGCCUCCUUAACGCUACUUCUCUAUUAGCAGAUUUAGCAAAAAGAUUACUGCGCUUCUACCCGAAAUUGAUCAAUGAUAUCUAUAUGAGUGAUGAAUAUUAUGGUGAAAGUGUCCUUCACAUGACAAUUGUAAACGAGGACCCAACGAUGGUCAAGUUCCUUCUAGACGCUGGAGCGGACUACCACGAGCGAUGUUGCGGUAACUUUAUGUGCCCUGAGGAUCAAAAGGCUUCUAGAUCGGACUCGUUCGACCACGAAUGGGUUAAUGUACAACCGGAUACAAAUUAUAACGGGUACGUGUAUUGGGGCGAAUACCCGUUAAGCUUCGCGGCCUGUCUUGGCCAGGAGGAGUGCUAUCGGCUGAUCUUAGCGCGAGGGGCGGAUCCGGAUAAGCAGGAUACGAAUGGAAACACAGUUCUACACAUGUUGAUCAUUUAUGAUAAAAUAAGCACGUUCGACAUGGCGUACGAAGUUGGGGCAUCCCUUAACAUACGUAACGUUCAAAAUCUGACGCCCCUAACAUUAACCGCCAAGCUAGCUCGUGUGGAGCUGUUCUUUCACAUUCUGAACAUAGAGAGGGAGAUAUAUUGGCAAAUCGGAGCUACUACAUGCGCUGCGUAUCCCCUGGGCCAGGUCGAUACUAUUGAUACGGAAACAGGAUUAAUUAGCAAAGAUUCGGCAUUGAAUUUAGUUGUAUUUGGUGAAAAAGACGAACAUUUAGAACUAUUAGAGGGUAUGUUGAUAGACCUAUUGAAAACUAAAUGGAACACAUUCGUCAAGUUUCGCUUCUAUCGUCAAUUCAUCCUUUUUACGUUCUACUUCGUGAUAUCCCUCAUUUGUUUCACGUUACGACCGGGACCACCUGAUAGGUCCCUGAACACCACUGUCGUUAAUACAACGACGAGUCCAGUGGUCAAUGACACGGAGUUAGUGUCUGAUGUUGUAAAUAUUUACAAAUUUUCAGAAAACUGUACAUUACCCCAGUCUGGUGUAGAAUUUGAUGCAAGUGCUGUGGACAUAUUUAACGGAUCGAAACCUGGUGUUCAGUGUGGUCGUUUCAAAAGUCAUCCGAAGGAUAAAGAUAAAGUCACAGAAGCACCUAUUCAGAAUGAUAUGGAAGGCUGGUGGGAGGAUUUAACUGAAGAUUGUCGACUGAUGAAUUUUGAGACUUGGCAGGCUAAAUUGCGCAUAAGUGCAGAACUUUUGUUAUGGGUUGGUGCUCUGGCGUACAUAGGUGCAGCGUUACGAGAGGCAAGAUUCUUAGGAAUUAAAAUGUUUAUUGAAAAUUUGAGCACAGUUCCUUCAAGAGUGAUGUUUCUAUUUUCGUGUCUAUUGAUGGUGAUUCUACCGACAUUACGUUUGUGGUGCGCUGACGAGGCAGAGGAUCACCUGGCUGUAAUCAUUAUGCUAACUACUGCUCCAUACUUCUUGUUCUUUUGUCGGGGUUUCAAAACCGUAGGUCCAUUCGUAGUUAUGAUCUAUAGAAUGGUAAUGGGAGACCUGUUACGUUUCGUCUGCAUCUAUCUCGUCUUUGUUAUGGGAUUUUCUCAAGCAUAUUACGUAAUUUUCCUAUCGUUCGACAAUCCUAACACACCAGAGGGAGUUGACGACUCGGUAUCGAACCCGAUGCCUUCGCCCAUGGAGAGUAUUAUGGCUAUGUUCUUAAUGUCACUCACAUCGUUCUCAGACUACUAUAGUGCUUUCGAUAGAACGGAUCAUGAAAUUGCCGCAAAGCUUCUAUUCGUAAUUUACAUGAUAAUAGUGGCGAUACUGUUAGUAAACAUGCUGAUCGCCAUGAUGGGGAAUACGUAUCAGAAGAUCGCAGAAACUCGCAACGAAUGGCAGAGGCAGUGGGCUCGGAUCGUAUUAGUGGUGGAGCGAGGGGUACCGCCAGCACAGAGGUUGAAACAAUUACUGGCGUAUAGCCAGCCGAUGGCAAAUGGAAAGAGGGCUUUAGUUCUGAGAAUUAAUCAGAAAGAUGAGGAUAAGGAAGAAAUGAAAGAAAUCUUAGAAAUGAAGCGGACACACGAGCGUAUUGUGGCGAAGAGGAAGCAGCGCGAGGCGGAAAUGAAAGGGAGGAAGGGAAACUUACCCCCUCAGCCGGUUAGAAAUUACCCCCUCACUAAAAACCAGAAUGUCAUUGUUAAGAAAACAUAGAACUAUUAGGAAUAUUAUUUAAUGUGAGAAAAUGUAAUAAUAAAAAACAUUUUUUUUUUCAAUUUUACAAUU